Molecule: messenger RNA, 3480 nt
Organism: Sinocyclocheilus grahami
Lineage: Eukaryota; Metazoa; Chordata; Actinopteri; Cypriniformes; Cyprinidae
Product: transportin-1-like
Exons: 21
Coding region: 465-3092 (875 amino acids)
Biological process (GO): protein import into nucleus
Molecular function (GO): small GTPase binding
Source: RefSeq, a predicted model, not a curated record
UAAAGUAUUCGCCCAACGUGGGGCUCGAACCCACGACCCUGAGAUUAAGAGUCUCAUGCUCUACCGACUGAGCUAGCCGGGCUACUACACAGCUAUAGUCGGAGUAUGUCACAUACAGGGUUUCCCCAACACGUCCCUCCAGCCAGCGACUCGACAGGCGCUAGGACCCGGCCGGUGCAGCACAGAGGCUUAUCGCUGUCGAUGUGCGGUGAUCCGGGACCAGACCGACCAAGUCCGUGUAAGCUAGCCUAGCGUCACCAACAACACAACGCCCGCGAAACACGCUCAUUUUCACACGGCUCUAUCCACAGCAAACUCUCGCAGAGGCGUUUUCCCCAUCUUCCGCUCGAUAACAACUUGAAGCUGAAGCUGAAGGUCAAGGUGGAGGCCGUUAUUUGAUGUGAAAGGGUGUAUAUCUGUACGCCUACAGAACGAGAGAGAGAGAGAGGCUCCAGCCAUACAAGAUGGAGUGCCAGUGGAAACCCGACGAGCAGGGACUUCAGCAGAUCUUACAGCUGCUCAAGGAAUCACAGUCCCCCGACACGUCCACGCAACGAUCCGUCCAACAAAAACUUGAGCAGCUCAAUCAAUACCCGGACUUCAACAACUACCUAAUAUUUGUGCUCACAAAGCUAAAGACAGAAGAUGAGCCCACUCGGUCUCUCAGUGGUCUCAUUUUGAAGAACAACGUUAAGGCCCAUUACCAGAACUUCCCAAACGGCGUGUCUGACUUCAUCAAAAAUGAGUGUCUGCAGAACAUUGGAGACUCCUCACCGCUCAUUAGAGCCACAGUGGGUAUUCUGAUCACAACUAUAGCCUCUAAAGGGGAGUUACAGAACUGGCCGGAGCUUCUACCUAAACUUUGUUUACUUCUGGACUCAGAGGACUAUAAUACUUGUGAAGGGGCUUUUGGAGCCCUGCAAAAGAUCUGUGAGGACUCUGCUGAGAUCCUGGACAGUGACAUGCUGGACCGCCCACUCAACGUGAUGAUCCCCAAGUUCCUGCAGUUCUUCAAGCACAAUAGCCCCAAAAUCAGGUCUCAUGCCAUUGCCUGUGUCAACCAGUUUAUCAUCAGCAGAACACAGGCCCUGAUGCUGCACAUAGAUCCUUUCAUUGAGAACCUGUUUGCACUGGCAGGUGACGAGGAGCCCGAAGUGAGGAAGAAUGUGUGCAGAGCUUUAGUCAUGCUUUUGGAAGUCAGAUUAGACCGUCUCCUUCCUCACAUGCACAACAUCAUCGAGUACAUGUUGCAGAGGACACAAGAUCAGGAUGAAAAUGUCACUCUGGAGGCCUGUGAAUUCUGGCUCACACUCGCUGAGCAGCCUGUGUGUAAGGAGGUUCUGUGUGGACACCUGCCCAAAUUGAUACCAGUUCUUGUGAAUGGAAUGAAAUACUCUGAGAUUGACAUAAUCCUGUUGAAGGGUGACGUUGAGGAGGACGAAGCAAUCCCAGACAACGAGCAGGACAUUCGGCCAAGGUUCCAUCGCUCACGCACUGUGGCCCAACAACACGAGGGGGGAGACUCCAUUGAGGAAGAGGACGAUGAUGAAGAUGAUCUGGAUGAUGAUGAAACCAUCUCAGAUUGGAACUUGAGGAAAUGUUCUGCAGCUGCACUAGAUGUCCUGGCGAAUGUUUUCAGAGAUGAUUUGCUGUUGCAUAUUCUUCCUUUACUGAAAGAACUACUGUUCCAUCCAGAGUGGCUUAUUAAAGAGUCGGGCAUACUUGUACUGGGAGCCAUUGCUGAAGGCUGUAUGCAGGGGAUGAUCCCUUACUUGCCAGAGUUGAUUCCUCAUCUGGUACAGUGUCUGUCUGAUAAGAAGGCACUGGUUCGAUCCAUCACUUGCUGGACUCUGAGCCGCUACGCACACUGGGUUGUUAGCCAGCCCUCCGACAUCUACCUCAAACCGCUCAUGACUGAACUACUCAAACGGAUACUUGACAGCAACAAGCGUGUCCAAGAGGCCGCCUGCAGUGCCUUUGCUACCCUUGAAGAGGAGGCUUGCACUGAGCUGGUGCCGUACCUUGCUUUUAUUUUGGAUACGUUGGUCUUUGCUUUCAGUAAAUACCAGCACAAGAACCUUCUCAUCCUCUAUGACGCUAUUGGGACAUUGGCUGACUCUGUGGGCCACCAUCUCAACAAACCAGAAUAUAUUCAGAUGCUGAUGCCUCCAUUGAUUCAAAAAUGGAACCAGCUAAAAGAUGAAGAUAAAGAUCUCUUUCCCUUACUGGAGUGUCUCUCAUCUGUGGCCACUGCCCUGCAGAGCGGCUUCCUGCCAUACUGUGAACCUGUCUACCAGCGCUGUGUCAACCUGGUCCAGAAAACACUCGCCCAGGCUGUGGUGAGAAGCCACACAAAUACACACAAACCCCCUCAUCUCUCGCUCCACCAGAGUCAGCCUGAGUUUCAUGAAGCGCCUGAUAAAGAUUUCAUGAUUGUGGCUCUGGAUCUGCUCAGCGGAUUAGCGGAGGGUCUUGGAGGGAACAUUGAACAGCUAGUUGCCCGUAGCAACAUUCUCACUCUCAUGUACCAGUGCAUGCAGGAUAAAAUGCCAGAGGUUCGGCAGAGUUCUUUUGCUCUGUUAGGAGAUCUGACCAAAGCCUGCUUCCAGCAUGUCAAACCUUGCAUUGCUAACUUCAUGCCUAUCUUAGGCUCAAACCUGAACCCAGAAUUGAUAUCAGUCUGCAACAAUGCAACAUGGGCCAUUGGAGAAAUAUCCAUUCAAAUGGGUUCUGAGAUGCAGCCGUAUGUCCCGGUGGUUUUACAGCAGCUUGUGGAGAUCAUAAACAGACCCAACACACCCAAGACACUACUGGAGAAUACAGCAAUAACAAUUGGUCGUCUUGGUUACGUUUGUCCUCAAGAGGUGGCACCCAUGCUACAGCAGUUUAUAAGACCCUGGUGUGUAUUAUUCAAUCUUUUAUUUCAUUCAUUCCCUCUUUCUGUCUAUCUUCUGGCUUUUCUCCCUACGCUUCUCUCUCUUUCUUUCUCUCACUCGCUCAAUCUCUCUCCAAACCUUGUCCCAGUGUUCUUGAAAAGGCUCCUGCUUUUCUUCACGCCUUGUGCUAGUAUAGAAACGGCCAGGAUUUUGUAAAUGCAGCAUAAAUUUCACCAGCAUUAUAUUUAUAUUUUCUUGUGAAAGCGACUGAGCAAGAAGACAUGGUAGGAGGCCUAUUCAAGACAUUUGAGGGAAGGUGUCCUUAUCUUUCUCUCUACCUUUCUCUCUGUUCUGUAUGAUUCAGUCUAAAUCAUUGCCAACCAUGUGACUAACCCUGUCCCUCUAGGUCUUGUCGUUUAAUUUGCCUCAGUAGCACCUUCAUGUAUUCUCAAUUGAUUUAUUUCAGUUUUCACUUCUGUUUUCGUCUUUUAUUGUCGCUAUCUAACUACUAAUUGAGUGCAUGGGGUAAUAUCAAAUGCUUGCUGGUUUUAGGAAACGGAAGUGCUAGUUAAAUGGAUAAAAAGAAGAGAAAUGGAAAAGCUUC